Molecule: messenger RNA, 4101 nt
Organism: Rhipicephalus microplus (southern cattle tick)
Lineage: Eukaryota; Metazoa; Arthropoda; Arachnida; Ixodida; Ixodidae
Gene: Cul1
Product: cullin 1
Biological process (GO): ubiquitin-dependent protein catabolic process
Cellular component (GO): cullin-RING ubiquitin ligase complex
Molecular function (GO): ubiquitin protein ligase binding
Source: RefSeq, a predicted model, not a curated record
UGCGCUGAUUGUGUGACCGGCCUGCACUUACUUGCAUAAAAAAAUUCGUCCGCCAUUUUUGUAGUGCACGGGCUGUUGUCAAAAAAUGAGGGGACCCGUGGGUUCACAUUUUGUCGCUUGAAACUGGCCAAAUCGAUUCCUACGAGUCUUUGAUACUUUGCCUCAAUGACAAGCACCACUGCACCACAGAGGAAAGCUGACUAGUGGGUGGGGGCCAGAGCCGGUCAGCAUGGCAUCUGGCAGCCAGUCUGUGCGUGCGCAGAACAGCCAUGGGCUCAAGCAGAUUGACCUGGACCAGAUAUGGGGAGACCUGCGCGAAGGGAUCGAGCAGGUCUACACCAACAAGCAGGACAAUAUGUCUAAGACCCGCUACAUGCAGCUAUACACACACGUCUACGACUACUGUACCAGUGUACAUCAGGGUGGUUCGCGAACACCUGCAACCAAAACCAAGAAGAACCAGCCCGUCGGAGGGGCACAGUUUGUUGGCUAUGAGCUGUACAAACGUUUGAAAGAGUUCCUCAAGAAUUACCUUGUCACGCUUCUUAGGGAUGGAAUCGACCUUAUGGACGAAGAUGUGCUACGGUUCUACACCAAGGAGUGGGAAGAGUACCAGUUUUCAAGUAAGGUGCUCAAUGGCAUCUGUUCCUAUCUCAAUCGGCACUGGGUAAAGCGAGAAUGCGAUGAGGGAAGGAAGAAUAUCUACGAGAUAUAUCAGUUGGCCUUGGUCUCCUGGAGGGACUGCUUCUUCACCCCAUUGCACAAGCAGGUUACCAAUGCCGUUCUCAAGCUCAUUGAAAAGGAGCGGAACGGUGAGCCCAUCAACACGCGACUGGUCAGCGGAGUUAUGUUCUGCUAUGUCGAGCUCGGUCUGAACGAGGAAGAUCCGUCGGCCAAGGGGCCCAACCUGUCCGUGUACAAAGAUGCGUUUGAGAACACGUUCCUGGAAGACACUGAGCGCUUUUACAACCGGGAGAGCAUGGAGUUCCUGAGGCAGAACCCUGUCACAGAGUAUAUGAAAAAGGCGGAGCAGCGUCUGACCGAGGAGCAGCGGCGGGUGCACCUGUACCUGCAUGAGACGACAUUAGAGGCACUUGCCAAGACAUGCGAGAAAGUGCUCAUUGAGAAGCACCUGGAGAUCUUCUAUGCAGAGUUCAAGAACUUGCUCAGCGAUGAUAAGGACGAAGAUCUUGGACGAAUGUUCCAGCUGGUCUCUCGCAUUGUUGAUGGGCUUGGUGAACUGCGUACUUUGCUCGAAGAGCACAUACAGGCCCAGGGCCUGUCUGCCGUGGAGCGGCUAGGUGAGGCAGCUGCCCAGGAUCCCAAGCUGUAUGUGGCCACCCUGCUGCAGGUGCACCGCAAGUACAACGCUCUCGUGCUCACUGCCUUUGCCAACGACGUGGGCUUUGUUGCUUCCCUCGACAAGGCAUGUGGCAAGUUCAUCAACAACAAUGCUGUCACAAGGCUCGCCAACUCGUCUAGUAAAUCUCCUGAGCUGUUGGCUAAGUACUGCGACAUUCUGCUAAAAAAGAGUUCCAAAAACCCAGAGGAGUCUGAACUCGAAGACACGCUUAAUCAAGUGAUGAUAGUGUUCAAGUACAUUGAAGACAAAGAUGUGUUCCAGAAGUUCUACAGCAAAAUGUUAGCCAAGCGGCUAGUACAGCACAUGUCAGCCAGCGAUGAUGCUGAAGCAAGUAUGAUCUCCAAGCUCAAGCAAGCCUGCGGCUUCGAGUACACCUCGAAGCUUCAACGCAUGUUCCAAGACAUUGGAGUAAGCAAGGACCUGAACGAGCAGUUUAGGAAGCACAUGUCUAAUACUGAGGACAACCUUGGAUUGGAUUUCAGUAUACAAGUUCUGAGUUCCGGAUCAUGGCCGUUCCAGCAGUCAUUCACGUUAGCACUUCCUCAGGCGCUGGAGCGAAGCGUUCAGCGCUUCACCAUGUUCUACAGCAGCCAGCACAGUGGCCGCAAGCUCCACUGGUUGUACAACAUGUCUAAGGGGGAGCUGAUUGCCAAUUGCUUCCACAAGAACCGUUACACACUGCAGGCGUCCACCUUCCAGAUGGCCGUCCUAUUGCAGUACAACAUUGAAAAGUCCUACACGGUGCAACAGCUUCAAGAAGGAACUGGCAUCAAAAUGGACAUACUGCAGCAGGUGCUGCAGAUCCUGCUCAAGUCUAAGCUGCUCGUGUGCUUGGAGGACGAAGACUCGUCACAGGGGGGCAACUUUGAGCUGCGCCCGGAUUCGGUCGUGUCCUUGUACGAGGACUACAAGAACAAGAAGCUGCGCGUCAACAUCAACGUCCCUAUGAAGGCCGAAAUGAAAGUGGAGCAGGAGACUACCCACAAGAACAUUGAAGAGGACAGGAAGAUCCUCAUUCAGGCGGCUAUUGUGCGUAUCAUGAAGAUGCGCAAGACACUCAAACACCAGCAACUUCUUGCGGAAGUUCUAAACCAGCUGUCCUCGAGGUUUAAACCCAGGGUGCCUGUAAUUAAGAAAUGCAUAGACAUUCUAAUUGAGAAGGAGUACCUCCAGAGAGCAGAUGGUCAGAAGGACACAUACACCUACCUUGCGUGAAGCGCCAAGUCCGGCUGGGUGGAGAGAGGCAGGUUCCUUAAAAGCCAAGUGACAGGGCGUCGAACCAUGAAGACGUUCUUCCGAGCUAAGUCGAAACAAAGGCCUACUACUGCCGCCACCUCCUCUUGUAUAUGUGCUGUGCCGAGAAAGAGGGCAAGGUUUUUGUCUUAGGGGGAGGGGCAGGUGAAAAACAAGAGCUGUGUGCUGGCUUGUCUUUCGAAAAGACCUCUCCGCACACCCAGUCACGUGAAGAAUGGUGUAGAUCCUGCCAGGUUACUUUUAUCGGAUGCUCUUUCCCCCAUCCCACUGUCCGCCGCAACCACUGCAACUGGAAGAAGGAAAAAGCCGGAUGCCUCUGUGUCGACCCACCAGCCGACUUCUCGCAAGGUACUUGCCCGUGUCUCAAAAGUGACUCAACAUCACACCGCCACUGCCGAAGAAGGCGGACCAUGGUGGAUGCCGUAACGUGCUGCCACCUCUUGUUUUAUUUGCUUUUCACACUGAGAGGACUUCAGCGGCAUGAAGGACUUCAGAAGGGUGGGCAAGAAAGAGAAAACCGAAAAGGGAAACCGAGGGCCUCUAUUGUGACUCAAACACAUGCUGUUGUUCGCCAAUGUUCGUCACUAGUGAGUAAGGUGCAUGUGAAAUGUGUGUGGUGCGCGCUGCCAGUGGGCAGCGGCAGCGGCACCCUAGGAACGCUCUUCGCCUAUUGGCAUUUGUUGCAGCAGGCAGCUUCCCCCCCUCCCUACCCUCUACUUUUGUGCAUAGGCCUGGUGACAACUUGGAACUUUGAAACAAAAUAGUGUGCAGUGCUACGACCCUUUCUUUUUUUUUUUUUUCAUGUAACCCGCAUUUUUUUUUUGUUCUUUGCUGUCCUUUGCUCGCAUUUUUUUACUCUGCCACCCAGCCCCUUUCUCGUCGCUGUGUUCUUGUUUCCCUGCCUAUGUCUACGGCAUUCUCUGCAGGGUCAUCGUCCCUAUGUGUUGCCUCUGUAUCACUACACCUUUUUGUAGGGCCACUAUCUCAUGGGUCUCAACUGUAAUCCCCUCUCUCUCUCUCUCUUUUUUUUUUCAGUGAACAACACAAUUACAAAGGAAAAGAAAAAGAGCAUGUUACGAGGGCUUUGAUAUCAUAAUUCUCUUGUGAUAGCGGCAACAGUUUUUUGUUGUUGCACUCAUGUAGGCGCCGCAGCGUGCUCUGAGAUGCAUUUUUUAUUUUUUUAUUGUUCAUUUGUUAGUUGGCCUAUUUGCUUUUUUUUUUUUCUCUCUCUCUCCUUUUAGAGGUGUUGCAAGGGAGGCAGUGUUGCUACUUUCGAGCGUUUGCCCCAUAGUUCAGUUUCUCUCGUGGGUUGGGAGAAUGGCUGUUUCCCUUAUUUUAUUGAUGUGCUCCUCCAUCAAGGUGGUCAGGUGCCUUGUUUUUCGUGCAAAGCAACAGAUGCCUCUCCUGGAAAUGCCGACUGCCGUGUGUACAAGAGUGCUGAAAUCUGGGUCACGAGGAGCAAUAAAAGAAAAAAAUGCACUAAA